CAGCUGUGUACCUAUUUCAGAAUGGGACAGACACUUUAACAACCUCAUCUGGUGACGGUGAGCAGCAGUUGACCAGUUAACCAACAGUUAGGAGAACUGAGUCACUGGUGUUGCCAGUGCUGAUUACAUUUUAAGAAGAAAUAAUUCGUGGAUUGUGAGUGGCCAAGACCAGCAUUUAAAGUCCAUCCAUAAUUGCCCUUGAGGAAUGUUUACCCUCACAGAAGUUGCAUCUCUUAAUGACAUACAGGCAACCUAUCGAAUUCUGAAACCAUGGUGGGAUGUAUUCAUGGAUUAUUUAGCCAUUGUAAUGCUCAUGGUUGCUAUAUUCGCUGGCACCAUGCAAUUGACCAAAGAUCAAGUCGUAUGUCUUCCUGAGCCCUUAUCAGAGGAGAGGUCAGAAAGCCAACGCAGCACCACUGAGAGCCCUGCAAAAGUUCCCAAAACAUCCGUCAUGCCAGAUUUAGAAAGCGCCAUGUCUUCAAGAGGGAGCCGGAAUCAUGCUACUGGGGAAACCUUUGAAGGCGUGCCUCCGUUGUCGGCUGACCACCCUGAAGAUGGAGAGCAUUCUGGAAGCAAAGGCCCUUUCAACUUUGGGCGCCCGACGAAUUUGGAGUAUCAGCAAUAUAUUUUCAUCAAUCAGAUGUGCUACCAUGUGGCCUUGCCCUGGUAUUCCAAGUACUUUCCCUAUCUUGCAUUAAUCCAUACACUCAUCCUGAUGGUCAGCAGCAAUUUCUGGUUCAAGUACCCCAAGACCAGUUCAAAGAUCGAGCACUUUGUUUCCAUUCUGGGGAAGUGUUUUGAGUCACCCUGGACCACAAAAGCACUCUCUGAAACGGCAUGUGAGGACUCUGAGGAGAACAAGCAACGUUUUAAGACCUCUGUGGCAAAGCAUUUAUCAACUGGUAGUGAGGAAGAGAGCCCCAGCUCCAGCACGCCCAUGAUAUCCAGGACUGGACCUAAAUUUUCUGCUGAGAAACCAGUCAUCGAAGUUCCCAGCAUGACUAUUUUAGACAAGAAGGAUGGGGAACAGGCUAAAGCCCUUUUUGAAAAGGUUCGUAAAUUUCGUGCUCAUGUAGAAGAUAGUGAUUUGAUAUAUAAACUCUAUGUUGUCCAGACAGUCAUAAAGACGGUGAAGUUAAUGUUCAUUUUAUGUUAUACACUGACUUUUGUGACUUCUAUAAACUUUAAUCAUAUCUGCAAACCAGCAAUAGAACAUUUAACCGGAUAUGCUCAGUUUUACUGUACUCACAACAUGGCUUUUAUGCUGCGAAAAUUAUUAAUUAGUUAUAUUGCACUCAUAUGUGUUUAUGGACUGGUUUGUAUAUAUACUUUGUUUUGGCUGUUUAGGCGGCCCUUGAAGGAAUAUUCGUUUGAAAAGGUCCGUGAAGAAAGUAGUUUUAGUGACAUUCCAGAUGUUAAGAAUGACUUUGCAUUUCUGCUACAUAUGGUCGACCAGUAUGACCAACUUUACUCAAAGCGCUUUGGAGUCUUCCUGUCAGAGGUGAGUGAAAACAAACUGAGGGAACUCAGUUUGAACCAUGAGUGGACUUACGAGAAACUCAAACAGCACGUCUCUAGGAAUCCUCAGGACAAGCAAGAGCUGCACCUGUUCAUGCUUUCCGGGGUGCCUGAUGCGGUGUUUGACAUGACCGAGCUGGAGAUACUGAAACUAGAGCUGAUUCCUGAGGCAAAGAUUCCUGCCAAAAUUUCCCAAAUGACCAACCUUCAGGAGCUGCACCUUUACCAUUGCCCAGCUAAAGUGGAGCAAACUGCUUUCAGCUUCCUCCGGGACCACCUUAGGUACCUGCACAUCAAGUUCACGGAUGUCGCAGAAAUUCCCACCUGGGUCUAUCUGCUUAAAAACCUGCGUGAACUCUACCUGGUUGGUAAUCUGAACGCUGAAAAUAAUAAGAUGAUCGCUUUAGAGUCACUGCGAGAAUUGAAGCACUUGAAGAUCUUACAUUUGAAGAGCAAUUUGACCAAAAUUCCUUCGAACAUCACUGAUGUUGCACCUCAUCUCACCGCUCUGCUGGUUCACAACGAUGGAACAAAACUUUUGGUUCUGAACAGUUUGAAGAAAAUGAUUAAUCUCACUGAGCUGGAGCUGCAGAACUGUGAGCUGGAACGAAUCCCACAUGCCAUUUUCAGCUUGACCAACUUGCAGGAACUGGACUUGAAAUCCAACAAUAUUCGCACAAUCGAAGAGGUGAUAAGUUUUCAACAUCUGAAGCGCUUGACAUGCCUGAAGUUGUGGCACAACAAAAUCAUCACCAUUCCUUCAUCCAUCAGCCUGGUGAAAAAUCUUGAGCUGCUUUACCUUUCUCAGAAUAAACUGGAAUCUCUCCCGGCAGCACUCUUCACAUUGCAGAAGCUGAGAUAUCUCGAUGUAAGUCACAAUUCUAUUGCUGUCAUUCCAGUGGAGAUCAUGUCCCUACAGAAUUUACAGUAUUUUGCAGUGACAGGAAACAGAGUGGAAAUUUUGCCAAAGCAGGUUUUUAAGUGCACAAAGUUGCGGGUUUUGAAUGUGGGCCAAAACUGCAUUACUUCCAUUUCAGAAAAGAUUGGCCAGCUAGUGCAGCUCUCGCAGCUGGAGCUGAAAGGGAACUGCCUGGACAGACUUCCAGCAGAGUUAGUCCACUGCCGCCUUCUGAAGAAAAGUGGGCUUGUCGUUGAGGAUCACCUCUUUGACACCCUGCCCCCUGAGAUUAAAGACCUCUUUAAUCAAGACUUUAACUCAAACUCGACAUUUGGCACAGGAAUAUAAAUUAUUGUAGCAGCUUCAGGACUGAAUAUUUGCUUGUUAACUGGAAAAAUAUGUAUAAAAUAGAUCAAGGUACAUAAACAUGGCAAGUGUUUAAAAACUAGUUAAAGGUGAUGCUAGUUUUUUUUUUGCCCUGAUAAAGCGCUCAAAUCAUUGUAAUAAAUUGUAACCAAUGAACUAACUGUUGGUCACUGGCUGUCUUACCCAAGUCUGUUAAUGAUGGAAUAUUUGUUCAUAUAUCUUUGUUUUGUAAAUGGAUUUAAUUUAUUCUUGACAUUUUAAAAGAGAACUUUUUUUGAUUUCUAUAUCCUGUCCAAGAGUGCUGUCUCGCUCCAAAUGCAUGGCCUCUUUCAACUCUGCUGAGCUGGCCUUUACAAGAUUUGAGAGUGGAGCAUUAGUCCACUUUAAAUUUUUCAUUUCAUUUCCCUUCUUGAGGGAUCCUGCAGCUUGGUUCCUUUCCUGUUUUAGUCGCCAUUUUAUGAUCAGAAAUUUGUUACAUUGGACAUUAUAAAACCUGUAUUUGUGUCUUUCUGGUACCACAUCUGUUUUUGUCCAUUGUUCCUGUAGGGAGAGGGUUGAGUUGCAGGUUCUCAAAUUGUGGCGUCUAGCGCACACAACUUGACAAUGUCUGGCUCCCAGCACCAAUUUCAGCUUGUUUCUAAAUAAAGGAAAACAAACUUAAUUCAAAGUAAUUUUCUAUUUGCUUAUUUAAAAGGAGGUAGGGCUAAGGAGUAUAAUUUGAGUAAAGCCCUCUGAGCAGUGCUACGCACCUUUUUUUUAUUAUUAUUAUGUCGAAUGUACCCGCCUUUUCAGAGGUGUCUUCAGCCUAGCAAACUGGUGUUCAGCCAUGUUGGACCUCAACACCUAGAAAUCCCUUUCUGAUAAACUUUUUAAUCAAGGUGCGUGUCCAGUGUUUCAGAUUGAUUUUAUAACAGUAAUAUUUUAUCUUGGUGUUGCUAUUAGCCCUUGGUAGAUGUCGAAAUAGGAGGGGGGCAUAAAGGAAAGAUGAAUACCUGUAGCUUUUCAUCUACUUGGCCAACUCAAAAGCAAUCUACAGACACACCGGGUUUUCUGAAAGUAAAUGAAGUUGCUCUGGGAUGCCCCUUGGAUGUCUUUCGCCAACAUAUGGCAUGCUUGGUUCUUAGGGAGACCUGAAAUUAUACCAAAUACUUCAUUUAAAUUAAAGGUCCCUGCUAGCAGGGAUUAAAACAAAUUUUUCAGUACUUAUGAAAAACACAUUCUCUGGCCUCUUCUGCUUUUUCAAGUGUUGGAAAAUCCCAGCAAAGCUUUUAAUGGCCGGCUAUUAGCUGGCUGAAGGGCAUAAGAAUUCAGAAAUCUGAUUUAAAACAAAAAAGCUUUUUCUUGAGAAAAAUAUAGUUACAAUAGUUUUGUUAAUUGGCAUAAAUUGCAGAGAUUUAUGAAUGAAGGGGAACUUUGAUCUUGUUAUCAUAUCUCUGUAAAAGCCACAAUAGAACUCCCUAGCUGGAAUCCACACCGUUCUGUCUACAUUUGUUUGGUGCUUGUGUUUUUCCAUGUCUCUGUACCUUUGCAACUGAAUAAUCCAUAGUGCUGAAACUCUCUCAGCAAGAUCUGUUGAUAUAUGGAAAAGAAGAUGAGAUUAGAAUUUCAAUGAUGUCGGAGUUAAUGAGGAAUUGAACCUGAAAGAAAGACCGUUACUCUGUUCCAAGAUGGGCCUACAAUAAGAUCAAUAUCAUUGGUCGGUGCUUCCAACUGUUAAAAACUGCAUCUUGGAAAGAAAUGUAUAGUGCCUUUCAUGUUUUCAGGACUUCAUAAAAAUGAGUCAUUACUUGCAGUGUAAUCAGUGGCACAAUGUAGACAUUUAUAUACUGCACAGUCCUUUACUUUUUUUUUUACAAAAAAUUAUGAUUGUUUUGUUAAUUUACUGAACAAUCUAAAACAAAAAGCAAUGCACAACUGGUCCAUCAGUAUCCAGAUAUAUAAGAGCUUAAACGUUUUAGAUACAGGCUCUUUGUCAGACAGAAAUCUUUCUCCCGACGUUCACAGACCUGAUGUUUACUUCAAGAAUCUGGAUAUCUUUGAACAUAAAUAUUAUCUUUGGUGAUACCAAUAGAUAAUCUUUUAAUCACAAUUCAUAAUUACCUAGUAAUAAUACUGCCAUUAACCUCUGAACUGAACAAUAUCAUACAAACAAGUUUACAGUUUGUCCUGCUACUACUAACAUAACGACCUGGACCCUAGAUUGAGGUCCUUGCAAUGUGCAGUCAAGAUGACAAAAAUCUGCAAUUAAGAAGACUUGCAUUUUGAAAGUGAUGAAAUCAAGUUUUAAAAAACUGUGCUAGGUUGUAGAUAUGGGAGGAAUGUAGGUUAAUUGGGGUUUUCUUUUAGUUGAAAUUCUGUGCCUGAAUCUUGGUAAAAUCAGAUCAGUUUAUUCGAACACAAUGUGCAAUCAGAAAAAGAAAGAGGAUGGCAGAUCCUUCAUGGUAAAUGCAUUUAACAGGAACCCAGAUGAGUACAGGAGUGAAAAUGGUAGAGUUACAGCAACCAAGGGUGGGAGGAGGUUCAUGGAGCACAAGAACUGGCAUGGUCAAAUUGAGUCAACUGUGCUGCACAUUAUGUAACUAUAGGUAAGAAUUCAGGGAAUUGUUAGUAUAUAGAAUCCUGCCGAAUGCGAUACGUUCUCACGCUGAGUUGAUUCCAGUUCAGAUCUGUAGUGCAACAAUCAGCAUUUAUCUACUUCAGAACAUCGGUUCUUAUGCUCUCUUUGGACACACAAAAACCUGCUUGGUUCAGCACAAAACUGGCUUUGCACACAUGUUGAAAAUUCAUCUCCCAGCUAGCUGAGAGAUUUUAGCGCUCAAGUCUGAAGAGUAAAUGUGCUGAAAGAUUGUGUAAAGUGCCACACUCUAUGCCACAUGGUUUAUCUGAACGUGCAUUUACUGCAUAGAUGCAAAGCCAUGACAAGUGUGCAAGAAUAUUUUUUAAAUCAGUUUUAUGUGGCAACAUUCCAAGCACAAAAAAACACAUGCAAAUGACCCAAAUUGUAGUUCAGAAUUUGACAGUCAGUGCUCUGUUCAAAUUGGGGAAUGACCUGUUUUUGUUUAAAUUAGGCACACCAAUUGGACACUAUGGACAGAGGCAUUUUUACAUACUGAACAAUUGCAUGUUAAUUGUAGUGCAAAUAAAAGGUCUCUAUUUUUGAAUUUUAUUUCUAAAUGACCUGAUUGAAUGUGAACCCACAUCUUAUAUGUUUGGGUUGAUUGUACUGCAUUGUAGAGUUGGUUUUUUUCGCUGCUAAUACAUAUUCUUGGAUGUUUGAAAGAUAUUGAGAAAGAUGUUGAUCUCUGAUAAUAAAACAGACAUUAUCGGAAUGACUACCCAAUAUCCAUCCAGCCUGAAGCUCAGUUCUGUUAUAAUUAAUGGAAUGCAAUAUCAAGUGCUGUAUCGAAUGGAUUUCUGAUUGUAUUCUGCCACUUCUGAGAUAAAUUUCUCCUGAGUUUAUAAUCACUCAUUCCAUGGUGACUUAAAGAAAUUACUGAACAGUGUUGGUUUAGCUCUUGCAUGCCUAUAUAUAAAUGUUUCUCAUUUUGGUUGUCAGAAGCCAAUUAUUUCAACUAAGGUGUGACUUCCAACAUAUGUCUCGUUGAACUUUGCCUUCAAGUCAGAAAUGUUUAGGUAAUGCACAAUUAAUUGUUAAGCAAACCAGUCUCAGUUGCUUUCAGUUCAAAGGUGCUUGAAAUUUUCACUUCCUGUGUCCUGCUAUACAAGCAGGGUUUUUAUCAUAAAGGUUAUGACUGCCCUCUAGUGCAAAUUCAUUGGCAUAGUCAGUGAAAUGUACCAGAAGCAGUCUGGUUCCUGGCUCCUACCUCCAACUGUGAAUCGACAGAUGCCCAAAAAGACCAAAACCAGUGUCUGUAUUUACAAGCUUCACUGACUAAAAAUGCACUAAGUUGGUUUGAGAUGAAUCCGUUUUUCCUUACUGAGUAGGUUCUUACACGUAUUAAAGUCUGCCAUUUGUAUAAAGUAUUAAAAAGCAGUUUACUGAUUACAAAUUGAUUAGCAGUCAGUAAUGAACUAUUGCUUAAUUAACGCUAUCCUUCCCGUUGGAGUCUUGUUAAAGUGCAAGUUCUACCCAAUUUCUAACCUUGGUGUUCUGAAACUUAUUGGGUGAAAUUGGUCCUGUUUUUGUCAAUGGUAUUGACAGCAGGAAAUGGCAGAAAAACAAAGAUGUCUUGAUCCAACCUGAAUGCCUAAGUAUUAAUGUUGCAUAUUUUGAGGACAGUGUUAAUAUUUUUUUCUGCACUCUGAGCUUCAACAUAUAGAAGCCACAGUAUUCCAGUAAAGGUUGGGAAAGUUGGUGCAGAAAUUGAGUAGGCACAGUUAGUCUCAUGGGCAUUUUUGUUUGAUGUCGCUACCUCGGAUUUCAUGUUCGCUAUUGUCCAUGCUUUUAUUGAACAAAUAUGAACAGCACAUCCAAUGAUUGGAGACCCUUCCAAAUCGCACAUUUUAUAAUGGUAAACAGGACUCAAUUGUGCAAUUAGGACUGUUUUCUGUCAAUCUCAGUUUAAUUUUAAUUUUAACCUAUCAAAUUUUGACUUAGCAAAUUCGACAGUGCCAACUCUUGAGAAACAGCCAAACUACUGGAGAAGACGAGAAAGAUGAAAAGAAUUUCAUGGUGUAGCUUAGGAUUUUUUAAAACAUUUUCAGAAGCAAAAGAUCGAGCAACAAAAUAAUGGCAUACCAAAAUGUAUUAUGGAAUUAUAGUAAUACAAUAAAGAUGAUUACUCAAAUGAA
Messenger RNA from Chiloscyllium plagiosum (whitespotted bambooshark), 7534 nucleotides. The record is from RefSeq and is a predicted model, not a curated record. Lineage: Eukaryota; Metazoa; Chordata; Chondrichthyes; Orectolobiformes; Hemiscylliidae.